GCGCGCAGCGGAAGGGGCGGAGCGCGCCCCUGCAGCCCCGGCGGCGGCCGGCAUGGCCAAGCAGUACGACAUGGUGGAGUGUCCCUUCUGCGACGAGGUCUCCAAGUACGAGAAGCUCGCCAAGAUCGGGCAGGGCACCUUCGGGGAAGUUUUCAAAGCCAAACAUCGUCAGACGGGCAAGAAAGUAGCGCUGAAGAAAGUGUUGAUGGAAAAUGAGAAGGAGGGGUUCCCCAUCACAGCCUUGCGAGAGAUCAAAAUCCUCCAGUUGCUCAAACAUGAGAACGUGGUGAACCUCAUUGAAAUCUGCAGGACCAAAGCCUCUCCAUACAACCGCUGCAAGGGCAGUAUCUACCUUGUGUUUGACUUCUGCGAGCAUGACCUGGCUGGCCUUCUCAGCAAUGCCCACGUCAAGUUCACGCUCUCAGAGAUCAAGAAAGUUAUGCAGAUGCUAUUGAAUGGACUUUACUACAUCCACAGGAACAAGAUCUUGCAUCGAGACAUGAAAGCUGCGAAUGUCCUGAUCACACGGGAUGGAGUCCUGAAGCUUGCGGACUUUGGGCUGGCUCGAGCUUUCAGCCUGGCUAAGAACAGCCAGCCAAACCGCUACACCAACCGGGUGGUGACUCUGUGGUAUCGGCCACCAGAGCUGCUCCUAGGGGAGCGGGACUACGGUCCGCCCAUUGACCUCUGGGGCGGAGGCUGCAUCAUGGCAGAGAUGUGGACCCGUAGUCCCAUCAUGCAGGGGAACACAGAGCAGCACCAGCUCACCCUCAUCAGCCAGCUCUGCGGAUCCAUCACUCCGGAGGUUUGGCCAAAUGUGGAUAAAUACGAGCUGUACCAGAAGCUGGAUCUCCCCAAGGGCCAGAAGCGCAAGGUGAAGGAUCGCCUGAAAGCCUACGUUAAAGACCCCUAUGCACUCGACCUCAUCGACAAGCUGCUGGUGCUGGAUCCUGCCCAGCGGAUCGACAGUGAUGACGCGUUGAACCAUGACUUCUUCUGGUCAGAUCCCAUGCCCUCGGACCUCAAAAACAUGCUGUCCACCCACAACCAGUCCAUGUUCGAGUACCUGGCCCCACCACGCAGGAGGGGUGGGCACAUGCCCCAGCAGCCAGCUAACCAAGGCAGGAACCCAGCCGCCACCAACCAGACUGAAUUCGACAGGGUGUUUUGAGCAGGGGCUUCCCCAGCGGGGUCCCAGCUGGACUGCUCCACUGGUUGCAUUGAGCAGGGAUGUCCCGGUGAGGUCUUUCCAUCUGGGAAAGGAUUUGCUUCAAGGUGAAGUGCCUGCUGGCUUUAACCGAGCUCUGCCAUCUCCUUUCUUCAUGCAGCAGCUCACCCACCGCGGAGCUGCAUGACUGGGGAGGUGACACCUGUGAGCCCAGGGUUGUUUCUCUGCGGCUUUGGCACAAAGCCUGUGUUCCCCUGCAGCAGUCUGUAUUAGUUACAUUAAUCUUGUGGAUCAAUUGUUAUGGACCUGGCGAUGGCGAAAGUGGCUCUGUCAGUGCUGGGGCUCUUGGCAAACAGUGCUGUCACCACCAGGACUGGGAGUAGCUGCCCUGGUCCAAACUGGGCCCUGCUGGGAGAUGCCUCAUCUCUCUUGGGUGGUCAUAGCUCCUGCACAGCCUAUCCUUUGAACACUGAAGCAUUGAUGUAGGACGAGGCAGGUGCUUCUGAGUAAUGUGGAGGUGUCCUGGGGAAGGCAGAGUCACUCAAGACAGCAUGACUAACUCGCACUGGAGUUUGGGCUCUAGCCUAGAAAGGGGCUUACUAAGCGAGCUAGAGGGGUGGCUGGCAGAGCUGGUUGCUCCAUACAGCCAGGAUUUACAGUGGGAAUCACUGGUCUCUGUAACAGCACGCAGCAUCCUUGCUUUCUUUACUGCAAACUGCAAUUAGGAGUCUUGUCGGACACGCUCAGCCUGCUGCGUGCUUUCCUUGUCGUGCUAGCUGCGGCAGGAGUUUGGAUGGGGAAGGGAAUUGCAAGUGCUGGGCUCAGCCUUGGGUGAGACCUGCCAUCCCACUGUCUGCAGGGGUUUCACGAUGGCAUGGCAGUGCUGGGAAUGCUGUGCUGGGAGCAGGGUGACUCUUUAAACACUUGCACGUCCACUCCUCUGUCUUGGAGCUCUUUGCACGAGUCUAGAGCAAGACCGCUGCCUUCCCCAGAUGCACCGAACAGCCCAAGCGAGUGCUCCUUCACAGCCUACUGCAGCGGAGCCGCUUGCUGAACACUUUGUCUUCCAUGGCUGUAGCUGCAGCUGGCCAUCUUGUCGGUGAGCCCCAUGGAUCCCAAGACCUUCAAACAAAUAAUGUGUACAAAAUGCAGUGGGUGAUAACCUUUGGCAUUUGAUAGGUUGUCUGUUAACUAGGUUAAUGGCAAAAGCCACGUCGGUAGCAUAAGGUCUCAGGGGAGGAAGCGGUGGCGAGUGGGGCCGUUCUCAGGACAAAAAGUGAGGAUGAAAGAGGACGUGUACAAGGUAAAUCUCUCUUGGUGCAGGGCUCUGAAACAGUGCCUGGUUAGUGGGGGGACUUGGUUUCUUUGGAAAAAAUUAAGUUGAUAGCAAGCAAUAAGCCAGAUGACCUCUGCCGGUUGUGAAUAAACAUGAUCCUGUCCCAAACAUCUGGUUUUAA
Molecule: messenger RNA, 2625 nt
Organism: Phalacrocorax carbo (great cormorant)
Lineage: Eukaryota; Metazoa; Chordata; Aves; Suliformes; Phalacrocoracidae
Source: RefSeq, a predicted model, not a curated record